CAUCACAUCAUUAACGUUCAUAAUUUCAAAUGUGGACAUAAAUGUAAUUCAUCAUUUUUUUAAAAAAAUAUAUAAUAUAUAAUCUAUUAGAAAGUAAAAUUAAUAGUGAUGUUGAUAUGAAGGGCUGUGCUGCACUUGCAGGGCUCGGUCAUGGUGCCAAGCGAUAAGGCGCUGAUCCAUCCAUAUCAUAUGUGGUCGCAAAAUGGAACAUGACAUCCAACGCCACUCCACAGCCGUCCGAUGCAAAUCUGCAAUCACAAAUUAGAAAGCAGCGCCAUUAACCUCAAGUCUUCGUCUUCGUCUUCGUCUCAGUGUCUGUAAGUGAUUGGGCCGACAAUUAAGGAGGACUUGACUCAAACAGAAAAAACAAAAAAGACAUCAAAAGCCACACCCAUCAAGAAUCCCAAGUCUUGUACGUAAUAUUUGUGUAUGUAUAUAUGAUGAUUAUUGGAAGCAGUUAUUAGCGACUUAAUCAUCAUAAUACAGUCACAAUUUGCAGCCAUGGAGAAAAACCUUUAUUGCAUUUUGCCUUAUGCAUUCCUAAUCACCAUAACCUUCCCAAUGCUUUCUUCUGAAGCCAAACAACCUUUGAGCCUUGCAACUGAUCAAACUGCCCUUCUUUCACUCAAACAACACAUCACCUCCGACCCUUCUCUUUUACUUGCAACUAAUUGGACCAAUUCGAGCUCCGUCUGCAGCUGGAUUGGCGUCACUUGCAGCUUACGCCACCACAGAGUAGCUGCCUUGAAUCUCUCCAACAUGGCUCUCUCCGGCACCAUUCCACCACAGCUCGGACGCCUCUCCUUCCUCGUCUCCCUCAACCUCAAAAGCAAUUUUUUCCAUGGAGAUUUGCCACAGGAACUGUCUCUCCUUCGCCGUUUGAAGUUCAUAUCUUUCCAACUCAACAACUUCACUGGAGACAUCCCUCCGAUGUUGGGUCAGUUACCAAAAUUAGAGGACUUGUCUUUAAGCAACAACAGCUUCAUAGGUUCCAUCCCAAAAUCACUCUCAAACCUCACAAACCUACAAUUUCUUGACUUAACUUACAAUUCUCUAAGUGGAGAAAUUCCAAAAGAGUUUGGGAGACUUCAAAGGCUACAAAUUCUAGCUGUUCAAUACAAUCGUCUAUCCGGUGCUAUACCAUCAGCCAUAUUCAACAUAUCGACCCUUCUAUAUAUGGCCUUCAUAGACAAUGAAUUGAGUGGAAGUCUUCCAACAGACAUGUGCCGUAAUCUUCCAUUUCUUACUGAGAUUUAUGUUUCUUACAAUCAGCUGAGUGGCGAGAUUCCCACAAAUAUAUCCCAAUGUUCACGGCUUGAAAUGUUGGACCUCUCUUACAACUCUUUUAGUGGGGAAAUACCUUCAGAAAUCGGCUACUUAACAUCCCUUCAGGGUUUAGCUCUUGCUUCUAACAAUUUGAAUGGAAUACUACCACAUGAGAUUGGCCAUCUUCAGAGUCUUGUUAAAUUUACUGCUGGAGAGAAUGAGAUUGCAGGCUCAAUUGAUUUCAAUAUUUUCAUGAAUAUGUCUUCUCUGCAAAACAUAUAUCUAAGCCGCAACAAAUUCACGGGGAACCUUUCAAGGGAUGUCGGGAAUAUUACCAUGCUAACAGAGUUAUACCUCUCGGAAAACCAUUUUACAGGGCUUAUUCCCACUGAAUUUGGCCAACUUUACCAUUUGAAGAGAUUAGUACUACAAUUGAACAACUUGAGUGGUUCGAUUCCACAUGAGCUCUUUAACAUUUCAACUCUUCGGAUUCUUUCACUUACCUUCAAUGCUCUGUCAGGGGUUCUUCCAACCCAUUUAUGUCAUGCCACUCCCUCUCUCGAAGAACUUUAUCUUGGCAAUAAUUCCAUCACCGGAACAAUACCCAACUCCAUCUCUAACUGUUCUCGACUCACAAUUCUCAUACUUGCUGAAAACAAAUUCAGUGGUUAUAUACCCACUCAUCUCGGCAACCUAAAACAUCUCCAAAGACUUGAACUGUACAGCAACAAUCUUACCCAAGCACCAUUUUCUUCCUUCAUUACAUUAUUGACAAAUUGCAGGUCUCUAACUCAUUUGUCAUUUGGUGAUAAUCCUCUAAAUGGUGUUAUUCCAGCUUCUGUCGGGAACUUAUCUUCCUCCCUUUCAACAUUCACUGCCGGCAACUGCAAAUUCAGUGGCAGCAUUCCAGUUGAAAUAGGCAAUCUAAGCAAUUUGAUUAAAUUGGAUUUGCAAGGCAAUGAGUUAUCUGGUAAUAUUCCACCAACUAUAAGCCAUUUACAUGAACUUCAAGGAUUAGAUCUGUCUCAUAAUAUGUUAGGAGGCUCAAUACCACAUGCUAUAUGUGAUCUAUUCAGCCUCAAUACUUUAGUUAUGAGCCAUAAUCAAUUUUCAGGCCCAAUUCCUAAAUGUCUGGGAAAUGUCUCUUCUAUAAGUAAUCUUGGUCUAGACUCCAACAUGUUGAAUUCAAGCAUACCUUCAAGCUUAUGGGGCCUAAAAGAUUUGAACUCUCUAGACUUGUCCUCGAAUUCAUUAAAUGGGUUCUUACCACAUGAGAUAAGUAACUUAGGAGCAGUAAUACAUAUAAACUUAUCGAUGAAUCAGUUGUCAAAGGCUAUUCCUAGCACUAUUGGGAAGUUGCAGAAUUUGAUUAAUCUGUCUCUGGCAAAUAAUAGACUAGAAGGUUCUAUUCCUGUAUUUAUGGGAAGCGUGAUCAGUUUGGAAAAUCUCGACUUGUCGUACAACAACCUCUCUGGUUCAAUUCCAAAGUCUUUAGAAGCACUUCAACAUCUCGAAUACUUUAAUGUCUCUUUCAAUAGUUUAAGUGGAGAAAUUCCUAAUGGAGGUUCUUUUAGAAACUUCACUAUGGAUUCUUUUAAGGGUAAUACGGCGUUGUGUGGAAUCCCCCAGUUCCAUGUCCAAACUUGCUCUUCCAUUUCUAAUCAUAGAUCAAAGAGAAAGAAGGUGGAACGAGCUCUAUUUAUUGUUUUUGGGGUUGUGGCUUUCAUCUCAAUUGUUUCUUUGGCCUUCAUAAUUGUCAGAAACAAAAGGAAAGAUAAGACGACUAGAGAAGUUGAUGAGUUGAUAUUCAUUGUGCCGGAAAGAAUAUCUUAUUAUGAACUGCAGCAGGCAACGAAAAAUUUCAAUGAAAGCAAUUUACUUGGCACCGGGAGUUCUUGCUCUGUCUAUAAAGGAAUUCUUAACAAUGGGAAGGAUAUCGCUGUCAAGGUGUUUAAUAUGCAGCUAGAAGGUAUUUCAAGAAUAUUUGAUGUCGAAUGUGAGAUACUACGUAGCAUCCGACACAGGAAUCUGACAAGCGUCAUAAGCAGUUGCUCCAAUGAAGAGUUCAAGGCAUUGGUACUUGAAUAUAUGCCAAAGGGAAACCUUGAAAAAUGGUUAUAUUCCCACAACCCUUGCUUGAAUAUGAUGGAAAGAUUGAAUAUAAUGAUUGAUGUAGCAUCUGCUUUGGAGUAUCUUCACCAUGGUUAUUCAAUGCCCAUUGUGCACAGCGACUUGAAGCCUAGUAAUGUGUUGUUAGACGAAGACAUGGUUGCCCAUGUAAGCGACUUUGGGAUAGCAAAGUUGUUAUGCGAUGGAGAUAGCUUUGUGUUAACCAACACGCUAGCAACAUUGGGUUACAUCGCUCCAGGUGAAGUUUCUCUAAAUAUAUUGAUUGCACUCACUUGCAAUCAAUUAAUUAUAUGUCUUCUUACUGCAUACAUCAUGAUUUUUGUUGUUCCAGAGUAUGGCUUGGAAGGGCUACUUUCAACAAGGUGUGAUGUGUAUAGCUACGGGGUGAUGUUGAUGGAAACUUUUACGAGAAAAAGGCCUACUGAUGAUAUGUUUUGCGGAGAUAUGAGCUUAAAGAGAUGGGUAGAACUCUCACUUUCGGAUGUCCCAGAUGAAGUGAUAGAUGCCAACUUAGUCAUGAAUAUGGAGGAAGAAAUGAUUGACAAGAAUAUGCAGUGUGUGUCAUCCAUACUUGAAUUGGCUCUGAAAUGCUCUGCCGACUCUCCCGGGGAUAGAAUCAACAUGAAACAAGCACAUGCAGAGUUGCAAAAAAUCAAACAUCGAUUUUCCAAAUGAGAUUCAAGUAAACUAUUUCAAAGUUUCUAUGUUACUCCUAAAAGGAUAUUCAUAUCCCAUAUUUCUAUCGCAAAGUUAGCUAAUGAUGUCUUCUUCAUUUGGUGGCUUUGAUGAGGCAUGAGGUGUUGAAGAUUUUGAAGAGGCAGUAGAUGCUAAUUGGGGUGAGGUGGAUGACAUAAAGAAUGGAAAAUUUGGCUUGGUCAUUUUGUUGGUUUUUGCUAUCACUGUUUGUUGGUUUUUGCUAUCAUUGUUUGUUGGUUUCUGCUUCUUUUUUUUCUCGUUGUAAUAGACGUGUAUAUACAAGAGCACACCAUACUGCACAUAAUCAGCAGCUGCAUCUAAAAUCCUUUCUCAUCCACAAUUUGGAACCAAUUUAUU
Molecule: messenger RNA, 4449 nt
Organism: Salvia miltiorrhiza (redroot sage)
Lineage: Eukaryota; Viridiplantae; Streptophyta; Magnoliopsida; Lamiales; Lamiaceae
Product: receptor kinase-like protein Xa21
Exons: 3
Coding region: 502-4071 (1189 amino acids)
Biological process (GO): protein phosphorylation
Molecular function (GO): ATP binding; protein kinase activity; protein binding
Source: RefSeq, a predicted model, not a curated record